CGGCGAUCCCCGACCGACCGGCCCGGCCCGGCCCACCUCCUCUUUUAUUGUGGGGAGGGAGUUGUCUCUGCCUCCUCUGCCCUCUCUCGUCUUUUGAUCGGUCGGUCUCUCUGGGCUGCACGGCAAUGGCUCUCGUCUCACGCGCCACCGCCACGCGCUCCUCCCUCUCCCUCCUCGCCCCUCACCUCCGCGUCCUCUCCACCGCUGCCUCCUCCUCCACUCCGGCCCCCCACUCCCGCCCCCCUCCCCCCUCCGCCUCCUCAUCCCCCGGCCUCCCCAAGGCCGCUGAGUAUGUCAUAUCCAAAGUCGACGACCUUAUGAACUGGGCCCGCCGCGGCUCCAUCUGGCCCAUGACCUUCGGCCUCGCCUGCUGCGCCGUCGAGAUGAUGCACACCGGCGCCGCCAGGUACGAUCUGGACCGAUUCGGGAUCAUCUUCAGGCCCAGCCCUCGCCAGUCCGAUUGUAUGAUCGUCGCCGGGACCCUCACUAACAAGAUGGCUCCUGCUCUUCGCAAGGUCUAUGACCAAAUGCCCGAGCCAAGAUGGGUUAUCUCUAUGGGGAGCUGCGCAAAUGGUGGUGGCUACUAUCACUAUUCCUAUUCAGUGGUCCGCGGCUGUGACAGGAUCGUCCCAGUUGAUAUCUACGUUCCUGGUUGCCCUCCCACUGCUGAGGCCUUGCUGUAUGGAAUCCUUCAACUGCAGAAGAAGAUCAACAGGCGGAAGGACUUCCACAUCUGGUGGACUAAAUAAGGUCCUGCUAGGUUUCCUCUUGCUCUUGGCUACAUUUAUCAAAUAAAUGCGACUCGAUAUCCUCUUGAUGGGCAGACAUUAAUCAUGUAUAAGGAGCUUCCUGGCAUGGUCCUUAUCUGUUUCUGAGUGUGUGUGGUGUUUUACGUAUGUCAUGAAGUGGUAGCUUGUUUAUUCUAGAGCUCUUCAGAGGCAGCAGAAGACCAUGUAAUUCUUGGUGGUGUGCUCUUCAAUUCCAGCAUUUCUGUUGACGAGGUUGUCAUGUACCCAACCCAUGUAAUUUCGAAUGGUUUUUGUUCAGGCAGGGGACUUGAAAAUAAACUGCUUAUGUUUUGCUUA
Molecule: messenger RNA, 1085 nt
Organism: Punica granatum (pomegranate)
Lineage: Eukaryota; Viridiplantae; Streptophyta; Magnoliopsida; Myrtales; Lythraceae
Source: RefSeq, a predicted model, not a curated record